AUGAGCGGAGACGUGACUUGGGCGCGCAGCAGUGGGUGCGGGCAAGGCCAGCUGAAUUGCCCCAUCUACAAUCCUGUCUAUCCCUCGCCCACCCCAUCAUCGCGAUUCGGACGCAAUAUUUUUGAGCGAGAUAUCUGCGUAUCGAAGACGUGUUUCGGGGCCUCAAAUGCCUACAAAGGAAUUAUGACGAGCCUGCCGAAACACCACGAUGCCUCCUUUAGUAACCAGAGUGGGGUGUUGAGCGCCAAUACUGGUGGCGGACCGCAGAACAACAAUCAUUUUGGAAUUCAGUACAAUUUUGGGAAAGAUAAUAAAGAGAUCCUUCAGUCGCUGGCAUUCCCGCACAUGCUGGAUCGGAGAGACAGCAUCGAACGACCCCAUGCUCAUACCUGCCAAUGGAUUUUCGAGCUAGAGAACUACAAAUCCUGGAGGAAUCAGUCCAGCGGUCUACUAUGGAUCAAGGGCAAGGCAGGUGCAGGGAAAUCGACCCUAAUGCUAUGCCUACAUGAAGAGCUCAAGAAACUGCACGAGAGCCCCCGUGGAAUCCAAAUUGAGUUUUUCUUCACCGCUCGAGGCGCUGAGAUGCAGCAUAUCCCAUUGGGGAUGUUCAGAUCGUUAUUGAAUCAGAUUUUUGAUGCCGAUGAGAAUGUACAAACCCCCGUGCGCGACGCUUACACAGAGCGGUGCAGGAAGUUUGGGGAUACAAAGGGCCAGUGGGAAUGGUCACAGCAGACACUAGCAGAUUUGCUAGCCAAUGCAAUAUUGACAUCUGCCAAAGAUCAAGAUGUUACCAUUUUCGUGGAUGCUCUGGAUGAGACAGGAAGUGAAUCUGCCGAGAUGAUGGCGAAUUAUUUCCACGAGCUCAAUAACCGGGCGGAAAGAGCGGGAAGACGCGUCAAGAUAUGCAUUUCCUGCCGACAUUAUCCUAUUGUAGGAAAUCCCACGGCUACGGAGAUUACCGUUGAACAGCACAACUCGGCAGAUAUCACCAGGUAUAUCGAGGAUACUCUUCUUGGUGAAAAUUCCCAGCAAGUCGCUGAUCGCGACCAGUGGAAGGGCCUAGUGGAUGAACUAAUCAAGCAAGCAAGUGGAAUGUUUCAGUGGGCCAAAAUCGUCGCACCAAUCAUUAGCCGGCAGAUCAAGGAAAAGAAAUCGCGGGAGAAGAUUCGCGCUUGGUUGAAGCGGGUCCCACCUGAUCUCGAAGGCGUAUACCAAUACAUUCUGAGCGAAGUCAUACCCGAUGAUGAUCAGGGGGAGGCCUUCUUAUUCUUUCAGUGGCUACAUCUGGCCCAGCGACCACUGACUGUGACAGAAAUGCGAUAUGCCAUGGCGAUGGCCAAUACAAAAGUCGUAGCCUCGCUCAGGAGAGCACAGGAGAUCGAGGGUCUCGUGGAAAACAAUGAGGCCAUGAAGACGCGAGUCAAGGUGCUAUCGGGUGGAUUGGCGGAAGUCACCCAGAGCGAUACGAACGACGAGAUCAUUCAAGUGAUUCACCAGUCGGUCAACGAUUUCUUGCACGACAAAGGACUGGCAUCUUUGGCUAGCAAGGUGGAGCGAACAACACUGCCGGCCACACAAGUUUUGAUCAAAUGCCAGGCCAGGCUGUACCAUUCCUGUUUGAAGUACCUUGCCAUUGUUGAGGUCACCGUUCAAAAAUUGGAACAUGUUCCCAUAAAAAAACAAGAGGAAUACGUUAAGAGCCAACCGUUCCUAUCCUAUGCAACGCUCAACCUUCUCGUUCAUGGGGAGAAAGCGGCGAAUUUUCGGACCCAUGAACUGCGCGAUGAAGUUCAACUACUUGAGCAAAUCGUAUGUAAAUGGACCAGAGUGUACAGAGUGCUAGAUGACUACGGAUCAUCCAGACCACCAACCGGUACUACAGUGAUGCAUAUGGCAGCGACUGCCAAUUUGUUGAAUGUCAUCGAGAAUCUAGCUUCGAACAAGCAGAAUGUCUCAAGAAUCGACGAUGACGGAAAAACGCCCUUGCAUUUGGCAGCACGGCAGGGUCAUAUAACUGGGGCCAAACUACUGCGAGAGAAGGGAGCCGGUACUGAGGCGAUAGGGAAAGAUGGGCGAACGCCAAUUGUGGAAGCGGCUAGCCAUGGGCACAAAGAACUUAUUGAGUGGCUUCUAAAAAGCGAUGCCAAGGUCGAUGGAAGCGGCAAAGGGGCCGGGACCGCGCUUCAGGAAGCAUCGCUGAACGGUCAAUUGGUGGUAGUGGACCUUUUACUUGAGAAAGGAGCCGAUGUAAAUGCCCAGGGUGGUCAAUACGGAAACGCCCUACAGGCGGCUUCAUAUCAUAGGAGCGCAGAGGUGGUACAGAUGCUGCUUGAUGCUAAAGCCUACGUCAAUACCCAGGGUGGUCAAUACGGAAACGCUCUACAGGCCGCUUCACAUCAUGGGCUCUCAAAGGUGGUGUGGAUGCUGCUUGAUGCUAAGGCCGACGUCAAUGCCCAGGGUGGUAGCUAUGGAAACGCUCUACAGGCCGCUUCUCUGGAUGGGAGCGCAGAGGUGGUACAGAUGCUGCUUGAUGCUAAGGCCGACGUCAAUGCCCAGGGUGGUCAAUACGGAAACGCUCUACAGGCCGCUUCUCUGGAUGGGAGCGCAGAGGUGGUACAGAUACUGCUUGAUGCUAAGGCCAACGUCAAUGCCCACGGUGGUGAAUAUGGGUAUCCACUCCUUGCUGCCGUGUAUCAAGGCUUUGUCCAUACAGUUGAUAGCCUUCUCCAGACAGGUGCAAAUCCCGAACUUUCGGAUCACCUUUACCGUACUCCCCUCCACAUCGCUGCAUCGAAGAAUAUGUUACAUAUACUCCGAAAGCAUCCUUGCCUUGCUUCAACCCUCAACGCCCAAGACAGGUUUUCACGAACUCCACUUCAACUUGCCGUCAUUCAUGGUCAUACACGUUUCGCUCUCGCUCUACUAGAACUAGGUGCUGAUCCUUACCUCCUGGAUGGGUAUGGCAGGAACUCCUUGGAUUGGGCAGCAGAUAACCUUCAACUGGCAACCCAACUUCGCAAUACUUUCCCUGCCAUUGCCCCAACCGAUAAUGAGCUGCAAAGCUCCAUGGUCCGUCGAUCUAUCCAUCAAAUAUCGGCCACCCUCCUUACUUCUGACUACCAUCAUUCGUGGGCUCUCCUGCAGCAGUUAGGACACUAUUUGAUGUUUUUAAAGGAUGAAGACAAUGCGCGGCUGAUAUUCAAUCUUGACCUGAGCCAGGAAUAUCUUCUUGGUGUCAAAUUUAGACUUACCUGCGAUAUUUGUGACGAGCCUAUUUAUGGCACUCGCGUUAUCUGUAGAGUUUGUGCCAAUCUAGAUUUAUGCUUGCCAUGCAGACACAAGCAUCCCACCCACGGCAGAUUGAAUGCUCCUCAAGCGCAUGACGUGCUGGAAGUUCCAUACGAACAACCACCAGACUCCCAGCAAGCUAGGCAACGUCUUAACGAUCUUCUACGGCGCUUCAGUCUUCAAUUCGGUGGACCAUCAAUGCCAGGUAGCAUAACUACCACAGUGACCGAUCCAUCUCCGGAACACCCAGUGUUUCUCCAGUAUUCUGGCCCCCAAGCUUUAUCUUACCCUGUGUUUGUUGGUAUCUUGGUCACUUCAUUUUGUACUUGGUACUUUCAUUACCGUAAAUAG
This is a messenger RNA of Penicillium coprophilum, 3639 nucleotides long. RefSeq lists its product as uncharacterized. Gene Ontology annotation, molecular function: protein binding; zinc ion binding. Bases 1 to 3639 code for a protein of 1212 amino acids. The record is from RefSeq and is a predicted model, not a curated record. The transcript is spliced from 2 exons. Gene Ontology annotation, cellular component: cytoplasm. NCBI's taxonomy places the organism in Eukaryota, Fungi, Ascomycota, Eurotiomycetes, Eurotiales, Aspergillaceae.